AUGAGACGUACGAUUGUCCAACUUUGCCAGCCACAGCGGUGCCGCAGUUUCGUCGAGGAGACAUUGCAAAAUAACUCAGCUUCUUGCUUUGCUGACGUGCUACAUCGAUGGUAUGAGCGCUCUCUGCUCAUUGAGGCAGUCGCCACUACUGGGCAGGGUGGUGUGACACCGGCAACGGCGACUAAUCAGUGCGCCGGACGCUAUCACUUGUAUGAGGUGCAGUUGCUCAAUAAAAAACUUAGUGAAGCACAGCUUCCCGGAGGCUACCGGGCGUUGGAAAACUACACGGUGGCUCACUUCGCAGCAGAACUUGGAAGCAUCCCUCUACUUGGUAUGGCUGAAGGUGGGAUUCUUUUGCCUCGGGGUGUACAUGUAACGAAUUAUGCUCUAGGGCCCUCAUGUGCGUUCGAACAAGUUCCGUUGGACAUAAUCACCUUCACCCUGCCUGAUGGUGAAGGGAAUUACCUUUCGCAUAUUGCUGCAAAAAAGGGUCAUGUUGAAUUUAUUGCUGCCCUGGUGCGACGCUUUGGAGCGGCCGCCAUAUUAGGACAACACACGCAUCCGGACCUUGAGCCUUUGGGGCAGUCGCUCAGUGUGUACGAAACGGCGUUCGUGUACGGUUCAGUUCCUGUUUUGCAUUGGUUGGAUACUUCACAUCCUUUCUGUGCGUUGGGGCCUGCGGAGGAAAACGCCGUGCGUUGUGUUCAGCGUGCUGCCCUGUACGGACACGCGGAUUCCCUUCGGUAUUUUAUGCAACUCCACGGAUUAGCAUCACAUGAGGUCGCUGUUGAGGCCCUCUACCCCGCCGCUGAAGCAGGAUUCACCGCCGUCCUGCAGCUACUUGUUCACACCUUGGGCAAGAAGGUUGUGUGGCGCCCUGACAGCCACGGAGCCACUGCACUCCAUCACGCGGCACGCCUUGGCUGCAAGGAACUGCUAUUGGAUUUCUUCCAGCACUACGGGCUCCAUCAACACGUGGACGACAAGGACAAUGCGGGACGCACUCCCGCAAUGUGGUGUGUACUUGGCUUACGGAAGAGGAGUGUUGUUGAGUUUCUGAAGCUUCUCUUAAAAUUUGGUUCAAAGUGGCCUACAGAACGAGAUGACGAGGGCAACAGCAUGGUGCCCGUUGUGGAGCACUGUUACUCGCCAACAAGCAAUAUAAGAGCGUUUGUGAAGUGUACUGUUGCAUCCAGCCAGCGGUGA
Trypanosoma brucei brucei TREU927 is the source of this 1206-nucleotide messenger RNA. RefSeq lists its product as hypothetical. The record is from RefSeq and is a predicted model, not a curated record. The coding region runs from base 1 to 1206 and encodes 401 amino acids. NCBI's taxonomy places the organism in Eukaryota, Euglenozoa, Kinetoplastea, Trypanosomatida, Trypanosomatidae. The transcript has a single exon. Gene Ontology annotation, molecular function: protein binding.